AGAGGGAGGGAUCUAUCCGUGGCGGGAUCGGAGGGCAUUGGAAUUCAGGAAUCGUUGGCAUGUCGAUGGGGAAAGCAGCGGCAGGAGGCAGGGAUUGGACGCAGCUGUAUGCGAUCUACGGCACGGACGAGUGGCAGACGGUGGCCUUCCUUGCCCUCCAUGCCGCCCUCUUCGCCUCUCUCUCCCUCCUCCUCCUCUUCUACUUCCCCCACUUCCUCACCUUUCUCCACGCCCUCGCCCCCGCCGCCCCUCUCCCCGCCAUCCGCUUCGCCGCCGGGUUCGCCGGCUCCGUCGCCGCCCUCUCCGCACUCUGCCUCCUCUACGCCACCGGAGACGUUCUCUACUCCUCCCUCGCCCUCCGCUGGGAGAUGGCCCAGCGGAUGGUGGCCGCCGUCCCGGACUGGUCGGCGGUUCGGACAGCGCUCGACGUGGGGUGCGGCCGCGGGAUGCUGCUGAACGCGGUGGCGAUGCAGAUGAAGAAGGAGGGGAGUGGGGGCCGUGUGGUGGGACUGGACGGCCGGCGGGAGACGGCGGUGGCGGCGCUCCGGCGAGCUCGAGUGGAGGGGGUCCAGGAGUACGUCACGUGCCGGGAGGGGGACGCGCGGCGGCUGCCCUUCGCGGACGGGUACUUCGACAUCGUGGUGUCGGCUGUGCACCUGAGCGGGCUGGGUCGGCGGGCGUCGGGGAAAUCACCGGCCGCGGCGGCGGCUGAGAGGGGGAGGGGACUGGGGGAGAUGGUGAGGGUGCUGAAGCCCGGGGGGAUGGGGGUGGUGUGGGAUCUGGUGUGCGGGCCGGAGUACGCGCAGCGGCUGCGGGAGAUGCGGAUGGAGGACGUCCGGGUGUCAGAUCGGGUCACCGCCUACAUGGUCCGUAGCCACAUAGUCUCCUUCAGGAAGCCGCUCGACUCCGCCGCCGGAAUGGAGUCGCCCCUGCCGCUCGACUGGAGGGCCAACAUCUGCUGAUCCUGUUCCGCCGGAACACCACAAGCUCUAUACGAACAUUAUCUACUACCUCCCUUUUCCUUUUUUUCCUAAGGAAAAAAGGGAAAAACGAAAAUUACCACUAGGAUCUCAACUGUAAAUUUCGCGGGCACUUGUAGCGUAUAGACGCCCAGCUCGAAGUGGGGCUAUGGCUUUUAAAGUUAUCGAAUAUCAUGUUAUUUAGCUGCAAUUCUUAAUGAUACCCUCUUCUCCUCUGGUGCCUA
This is a messenger RNA of Elaeis guineensis (African oil palm), 1204 nucleotides long. RefSeq lists its product as uncharacterized. Gene Ontology annotation, molecular function: S-adenosylmethionine-dependent methyltransferase activity. Lineage: Eukaryota; Viridiplantae; Streptophyta; Magnoliopsida; Arecales; Arecaceae. The record is from RefSeq and is a predicted model, not a curated record.